AUGGAAACUGCUACUUUAAAAGACUUAAUAAUCAAAUAAAUGGUUGAUUUAUAAAAUACAGUUUAUAGUGGUACUUUAAUUUACUUAGAUUAGUAAUUCCAAGAUUACCCUCAAUUAAGAGUUCCAAUUAUUAGGAGGGAUUAUCAAUUGGAAGAAUAUUGCUAUAAGCUAAUGAAUAAAUCUAGAUUAUGGUAUAAAAACUUUUGGAAAAUUCUAAUUAAAUGCUUACAAGAAGCAAAUUUAAAGGCUCAAGCAUAAAUAAUAAUUUAGAGUUAAACCCUCCAAAAUAAGUGUAAUAUGAAGUUCAUUAGAAUAAAGAGAAAAAACUACCUAUAAGGAUAACUCCAGAACCAAAUAUUAAUAAACCAUGUUGCUUAUGUUUUGAAGGAAAUGAAAACACUUGUGGAAAAAUUAUUGUAGUACCAAAUUCCAUCAGAAAGUUGCAGGCACAUUCUUAGUGCUAUAAAAAUAUUAAUAAUCCAGGAUAAGUAGAAUUUGACAAAGUUUAUCUAUUAUAUAGAACUUAAGUAAAUUUUAAGAAUUAAUAUAUAGGACUGCUUUAUUUGUAAAAAAUAAGGAGCAUCAUUUAUUUGUGAAAAAUGUAAUAAAAAAUAUCAUUUCCCGUGUUUCGUUGAUUCUAAUUAAGAAGGUAUACUAGAAUGCAAUUGCAAAAAUAACUGA
Paramecium sonneborni is the source of this 681-nucleotide messenger RNA. The record is from the annotation of a GenBank genome assembly. Lineage: Eukaryota; Ciliophora; Oligohymenophorea; Peniculida; Parameciidae.